This is a messenger RNA of Salvia hispanica, 2449 nucleotides long. It is a transcript of the gene SVR3, whose product is annotated as elongation factor family protein. The record is from RefSeq and is a predicted model, not a curated record. Gene Ontology annotation, cellular component: ribonucleoprotein complex; cytosol. Lineage: Eukaryota; Viridiplantae; Streptophyta; Magnoliopsida; Lamiales; Lamiaceae. Gene Ontology annotation, molecular function: GTPase activity; GTP binding.
ACAGCCUUUCACUUAUACUUCAUCAUUCACCAUAGCCCAAUCCUCUUUUCUCUCUCCUCCUAUCUCUCAAACUCCACCCCAGUUUAGAGAUAGAGAGAGACGAGCAAUGGAUAUGGCUAUUGGUGCCCGCCCCACUUCCAGACCUAUUCUCUUAUCGUCUACCAACUUCAAUUCCGUUAAAAGAAGCUCCACCAAUGCCCCUUCUUGGCUCAAAAGGCAAUUUUUCGGUGGCCCUUUAUCUAUUAAGGCGAAUUUCAAGAUUUUGACAACCCCUCUUCGGAAUUCUGUUAAAUGCUCUGUUUCUGAAGCUGCCACCGAGAAGAAGCUUCAGUUAGUAAGAAGAGAAGGCAUUCGAAAUAUAGCAAUUGUUGCUCAUGUUGAUCAUGGGAAGACUACUCUGGUUGAUGCUAUGUUGAAGCAAUCAAAGGUUUUUCGGGAUAACCAGUUCAUGCAGGAGAGGAUAAUGGAUUCCAACGAUCUAGAGCGUGAAAGGGGAAUAACGAUUCUUAGCAAGAAUACAUCUAUUACAUAUAAGGAUACGAAGAUUAAUAUCAUUGAUACUCCAGGUCAUUCUGACUUUGGAGGUGAAGUGGAGCGUAUUCUUAACAUGGUGGAAGGAGUUCUUUUAGUGGUGGAUUCUGUUGAGGGUCCAAUGCCGCAGACAAGAUUUGUCCUGAAGAAGGCUCUUGAAUUUGGCCAUUCGGUCAUUGUUGUCAUCAAUAAAAUUGACAGGCCCUCUGCUCGUCCAGAUUUUGUCAUAAAUUCGACUUUUGAAUUGUUUAUUGAGCUGAACGCAACAGAUGAACAGUGUGAUUUCCAAGUUAUAUAUGCGAGUGGCCUCAAAGGACAGGCAGGGCUUUCUCCUGAAAACUUAUCUGACGACCUUGGACCCCUUUUCGAGACCAUUGUCCGAUGCAUACCUGGACCACAAAUUGCCAAAGAUGGUUCUCUUCAAAUGCUUGCUACAAAUAUCGAAUAUGAUGAACAUAAAGGGCGCAUUGCAAUUGGUCGUCUGCAUGCUGGGAUGUUGCGGAAAGGAAUGGAUGUGCGGAUUUGUACCUCUGAAGAUCAAUGCAGGUUUGGUCGAGUAAGUGAGCUGUUUGUGUAUGAAAAGUUCUUCCGAGUUCCUACAGAAUUAGUAGAGGCUGGCGACAUUUGUGCUGUUUGUGGCAUUGAUGAUAUUCAGAUUGGAGAGACGAUUGCAGACAAAGCCACGGGGAAGCCAUUGCCCUCCAUUAAGGUCGAAGAACCUACAGUGAGAAUGGCUUUCUCAAUCAACGUAUCACCUUUCGUGGGCCGUGAGGGGAAGUAUGUCACCAGUAGAAACCUACGAGAUAGGCUAUACCGUGAACUUGAGCGGAAUUUGGCAAUGAAAGUUGAAGACGGUGAAACUUCUGAUACAUUUAUUGUCAGCGGGCGUGGUACUCUACAUAUCACAAUUUUAAUAGAGAACAUGCGUAGAGAAGGAUACGAGUUCAUGGUGGGUCCGCCCAAGGUUAUCAACAAAACAGUGAAUGACAAGUUGUUGGAACCGUUUGAGAUUGCUAUUGUAGAGGUACCAGAAGAAUAUGUGGGGCCCGUAGUGGAACUUCUUGGUAGACGACGUGGACAUAUGAUCGAUAUGCAAGGAACUGGGUCGGAAGGCACGACCUUCAUGAAAUAUAAGAUACCAACGAGGGGCCUCCUCGGGCUGAGAAAUUCAAUUCUCACUGUAACUCGAGGCACAGCAGUUCUGAACACAAUAUUUGACGAAUAUGGUUCUUGGGCCGGUGAUAUCAGUACCCGUGAUCUGGGUUCUUUGGUUGCUUUUGAGGAUGGAACGAGUACAUCCUACGCUCUUGCAAGUUCACAAGACCGAGGCCAGAUGUUCAUUGGACCCGGAGUUGAUGUGUACAAAGGUCAGAUAAUCGGCAUCCAUCAGCGCCCAGGCGACUUAUCCUUGAACGUGUGCAAGAAGAAAGCAGCCACAAACAUCCGUUCAAAUAAAGACCAAACAGUGGUUCUGGAUUCGCCCAUGGAAUACAGUCUUGAUGACUGCAUAGAAUACAUUCAAGAAGACGAACUCGUUGAAGUAACCCCCUUGAGCAUCCGGAUGUGCAAGAACCCUAAGAUGACGAAGAAAUCUCGUUGAAAAUGUCACUAGGAACAAGAGCUAGGAUUAUAUGUGUGCCUGCUCUCAUCUGCACACGGAUGAAGCUGCCAUCCUGGUAUGUUUACCUUGUCAAGCAACGAACCUUCGCCCUCUGGCUAAGAUCGUGAUGCUUUUAGGGUUGAUAUUCGUAAUCCGAAACAGGGAAAUAUUUUUGAACCUUCAUAAGGUGGAUUGAAUACAUAGAAAUAGCAGAAGAGAGCUAUAAAUUUUACAUGUAUAAUAUUAUUGUUUCUGUCUGGUAUUGUUUAGGAUUAUUUGAGGAAAUUGACUGCAUAAAGAAACAGUUUUAUGUGUGAA